Scleropages formosus (Asian bonytongue) is the source of this 3442-nucleotide messenger RNA. RefSeq names its product dual specificity mitogen-activated protein kinase kinase 2. The coding region runs from base 897 to 2021 and encodes 374 amino acids. NCBI's taxonomy places the organism in Eukaryota, Metazoa, Chordata, Actinopteri, Osteoglossiformes, Osteoglossidae. The transcript has 11 exons. The record is from RefSeq and is a predicted model, not a curated record. Gene Ontology annotation, biological process: protein phosphorylation. Gene Ontology annotation, molecular function: ATP binding; protein kinase activity.
CUCCGGGGACGGACAGCUGAGCACCGGGGGCCUGGACGCCUCGUCCGACUCGUGCCUGCAGUUCCUCCGUGGUAGCGAUCACACAGGGUGAAGACACCACGUUUACGCUCUGAAUUGGUCAACAUGAGCACUUAAUCACAGUUUGAGAACUCGGUCAGUGUUUUUUACUUUGUUUUUCUCACUUGGUACUCGUUGUUUUAAUGUGACUUGGCUUACCAUAAAGGUUAAAAUUUCCAGCUGUGUAUUUUAAUUGUCCCUUCUUAUUAUAUGCUGAGAUCCUGACAAGGGCAAGCGGUUACCGAAAGCAAAGAAUUGAAGAUUAUUUUUUUUUUUUUUUUUUUACAGAACCUAACCAAAAAAUUUAGGAUCUUUGGAGUUGCAGAUAAAGCAAGUUAUGAGCAGGUUUCCAGUCCAGUUGCGCUCGUGUGGGAUCUUGGAGGAGGUGCUCCGUGCAGGCGGUGACCCUGUGCAUUGUAGUCCUGUCUCAGUAAGAGGGAAGAGUCCUGUUGGGAAACCUGCACAAAUCCCUCCUAAAGACGUGAGCUGUUUCCUAACUGCACUUAGGAGGAUUUAACUGUAGAUGCUGUGAAAUGUGCAAAAGGGUUUUUCACAACGGGAGGCUUUUCUACGUCUCGCACCUCAGGAAGGAUUCCACGGUUCGAAUGCGUUUCUCAUUGCCCGGUUCUGGUCGGCCGGAUGAUGCAACUUCACGGGCUGCGGUAUCGUGUGUUAACAUGUUGUACAGAAGGCAGGGAAAAAGACCUGUUAGGCGGACUAUGACUGUCAGAAGGGAAUCAAGGUUAUGGUGUGAAUUCAGAGCGUUGCAGAGAAGAUGAUGUUGAUGACGACAGCAAUGAUGAUGACUCAUUUCGAAAGCUCAGCGCUGUCUGCCUGUAAUGGUGUCGGGGGGGACGUCCCACAGGGCGAGCCUAGCCACUCUGCAGAAGAAGCUUGAGGAGCUGGACCUGGAUGAGCAGCAGAAGAAGCGCCUGGAGGCCUUCCUCACCCAGAAGGCCCAGGUGGGUGAGCUGAAGGAUGACGAUUUCCACCACAUUUGUGAGCUGGGUGCCGGGAACGGUGGUGUCGUCAACAAGGUCCGCCACAAGCCCUCUGGCCUGGUGAUGGCCCGGAAGCUGAUCCACCUGGAGAUCAAGCCUGCCAUCCGGAACCAGAUCAUUCGUGAGCUACAGGUGCUGCACGAGUGCAACUCGCCCUACAUCGUGGGCUUCUAUGGGGCCUUCUACAGUGAUGGCGAGAUCAGCAUCUGCAUGGAGCACAUGGAUGGCGGCUCCCUGGAUCAGGUUCUGAAGGAGGCCAGGAGGAUUCCAGAGGAGAUCCUUGGGAAAGUCAGCAUCGCCGUUCUCCGGGGGUUGGCAUACCUGCGCGAGAAGCAUCAGAUCAUGCACAGAGAUGUCAAGCCAUCCAACAUUCUGGUGAACUCGCGCGGGGAGAUCAAGCUGUGCGACUUCGGCGUGAGUGGCCAGCUCAUCGACUCCAUGGCCAACUCCUUUGUGGGGACUCGCUCAUACAUGUCGCCGGAGAGACUGCAGGGCACACACUACUCAGUGCAGUCGGACGUGUGGAGCAUGGGCCUGUCACUGGUGGAGCUCGCCAUCGGCCGUUACCCGAUUCCCCCUCCUGAUGCCAAGGAGCUGGAGGCCAUCUUCGGCCGGCCUGUGCUGGAUGGGGCAGAGGGCGGGACUCUAAGCACCUCUCCACGCCCCCGUCCUCCUGGACGACCGGUCAGUGGACACGGCCCAGCAAUGGCUAUCUUCGAGCUGCUGGACUACAUUGUAAAUGAGCCUCCGCCCAAGCUCCCCCACGGCAUCUUCACCACCGAUUUCCACGAUUUUGUGACUAAAUGCCUCAUUAAGAACCCGGCAGAGAGGGCCGACCUGAAGAUGCUCAUGAACCACACAUUCAUCAAGCGCUCCGAGGUGGAGGAGGUGGACUUUGCUGGCUGGUUAUGCAAAACCAUGGGCCUCAACCAGCCCAGUACGCCGACCCGUACGGGCAACUGAGUGAGGCGUGCUCUCUCUUUCUCUCUCACACACUCACUCACUCUCAUUCACUCAGUGGCCUAAUACAACAACCCCCAAGGGCAUCUGAGAAACACAUUUAGACACACAUGCAUCUCCUAACCGUGGCAUAGAGCUUACCAGCAUGCAUGCAGUCAUACGUUAACAACACACGCACACAGUGAUAUCCAUAAGCAUUCGCUCUCACUGAGCAGUCACAGUCAUGUGUACAUGAACGUACACACAGCCCUGCCCCCAUCCCCACACACUCUCCUUAUUUUGUCAGCAGAUGGACACAGUUACAGACAUGUGGUUCCCCAACGAAUGCAAAGCACUGACUGUCCCCGGAUGCUUUUCAUCCCGUUUCCUCCCCCUCAUUGUGGAUGUAGUCACUUGCAGGUUGUGAAUGGUUGUUAGGUCUCAGGGGGUGGGGGGGGUGCAUGGAUAGGUCUAGCAGUCUGGAUGGUGUGGUCAAGAGGUGCUCUUAGCUGUAUUUAGCCACAUGGCGAUGCUGUGUUCAUGGGGGACGGCUCAGGCUGGUGCCCCCUAGUGGUCGCGUGGAGCUGUCCUUCGCUUGGGACUCGUGAGUGUUCGAGGGUCUGCUCCGCCAUUGCUAACUUGUCCGAGGUCGUUCCGGUCCUCAGUAUCAACCUGUAUGAGACAAGAAGUCCGGUUUGCUGAGCGCGGCCCACGGUUCGAGCCAAGCUCUUCCGGCUCUUUCAGCAGUCAGGUGUCGACAAUGAGAACCGGUUCGGCUCGAGGAAUCGCGGUGGAAAGUGAAACUUGCGACGGUGAUCACGGCUACCCAAGUGACCGAGUGGUGCUUGUACACCUCACACAUGCGACACUCCUCACUCCUCCUGAACGACCAACCCACCCUGAGCUCCUGCCGGGCUUUUGUCCCCCUUUUCUUUACCUUUAUAAUCUUGCUUGUUUUGUUUUUAUAAUUGUACAACUCUUUUGUUCUCAUAUUGUGAAAGGCAACAAGUGCUACAAAUGAUGUAACGAGUGCGAUGUGGCAAACCGGUUAUUGGAACAAGCUUUCGUCACUGUAGCUCAUCCACGGAGAUGUGUAUAUAUUGAUACAUAAAUGUGUACGUACGUGUGUGCGUGUGUAUGUGUAUGUCUCCACAUAUGUACAAGUGAUACGCAUAUAUAUAUAAAUAUAUAUUUUUUCUUUGGUUUUCUUCUGGCUUCUAGACCACGUGGACUGAAUGUAAACAAUUUCUGUUUUUGUUUUUGUGAAAUUGAAAAAAUGAAUGCUGUACGGGAGCGAGGCAGGGGCACCGGGUCCCAGUCCACUGAGGCGGGUCCCUUGCUGUUUUGUGUUCUGCUGUCUGUUCCCUUGGUCCUUUUUCUUUUGCAGAGAUGCAUGAUGCUGUGGAGGAGUGCGGUGAAGGGAUGAAUAAAUGUUCCUUUGGACA